Molecule: messenger RNA, 5864 nt
Organism: Porites lobata
Lineage: Eukaryota; Metazoa; Cnidaria; Anthozoa; Scleractinia; Poritidae
Source: the annotation of a GenBank genome assembly
AAACAAGAUGGCGGAAAGCAGGAGCAGUCAAAUACCAUGUUAAAAUAGAACUAACCUGGCCCAAAGGAGACUUCCAUAAUGUAUCCUAGAGUAAAACGAUCUCUAUCUGAAGAUGGAACUACUUCUGCGAAGAGAGCUUUAUUUCGGUCGUUCUCCGUAUCAGCUGGUAAUGACUCGACUCAGCGUGAAGCUAAUGGCAACUCAAAACAAUAUCACCAUCAUCACCAGAAAACUCAUUCUCCGGCACGAAAACACCGGUUUAAUUUGCCUAUAUUCACUGGACGCAAUGCAAUAAUUGCUGAAGUAAGGAUGAAAGAAAGUGUUAUUAUCGUUGGAGAAACAGGCAGCGGGAAGACGACUCAAAUUCCUCAAUAUCUUCACGAGGCUCGCUUGACAAAGCUUGGAGCUAUCGCCUGCACUCAACCUCGGCGCGUUGCUGCGAUUAGCAUUGCACAGAGGGUGGCCAAAGAAAUGAGUGUACAGUUGGGAGAAGAAGUGGGGUACACGGUACGAUUCGAAGACGCGACCUCAGCAAAGACUCGCGUGAAAUACAUGACAGAUGGAAUGCUUUUGAGGGAAGCGAUUGGAGAUCCAUUGCUUCAUAGAUACUCUGUUGUUAUUUUGGAUGAGGCUCACGAGAGAACUGUUCACACUGAUGUUCUUUUUGGUGUGGUAAAAUCAGCUCAGAAGAUGCGAAAAGCGAAAAAUAUGAAACCACUCAAGAUUGUGGUCAUGUCUGCCACUUUGGAAGCUGAACAUUUUUCGCGAUAUUUUAACAGUGCCAAGGUGUUGUACAUCGAGGGACGGCAGCAUCCUAUACAAAUGAUGUAUGCAGUUGAACAGCAGAAGGACUAUGUUCAUGCUGCACUGGUCACAGUCAUGCAACUACAUCAAGAAAUGCCCCCAGGGUAAAAACACUGAUAGCAGAAAAUAAACAAUGAAUAAUUAUGGUGCUAUACCCAACAACUACUGGGAAGCGGGGGGGCGGGGGGGCAGGGGGGGGGGGGUUACCGGUCAUUUCGAUACAAAGUUGUUUCGAUACAAGUCUUUUUGAUACAAGUUUACUCAUUCGAGAGGUGUAAAUAGUUCCACGUACUUGGCUUAACCCAUUCGCUCCUGGAGAUUUUGCCGAAAAACGCGUUUUGAAGCUAGUCGAGUGGUUUUCUGAUCACUGUCGUGCUAUAAAGAGCUAAAACUUACCACAAAUCGGUUUACAGGUCGUACACUUGGCGGCCUUCUGAUCCAGAUGCAAAAUAUCAGCUUGCGAAGUUCGGGCAUGCGCAGAAAGCAAAAUUUCGACAUAGUUUUUGGGUUUAAAAGUGACACAGCAGUCUUGACUUUUACUUUUCGCUUUCUCUCCUCCCUUCUUUUUUCGCUUUUCUUGCCUCAUUUUUUUUUUCUCUUGCUAGGCAUUUAGUAGGCUUCAUUUUGGUGGGAAGAGUUUUUAGGAAAGCUUUUAGGAUCUUAGGAUUAGGUGAAAGGAAAAGUAGGUGGGUAAUGGAACAAGAUUUUCAUGGAGAUUUUCAGGUCCUUGUCACGUGGUUUUUUGCUUCUUUCUCCAGUGUCCUUGACUGAAUUGUGCUCAUUCUGGUAUGGUUUGAAAGAUCUCUUCACCCUGCACAAGUUAGCGAAAAAAGUUGUCCUUGACCGUUAAAACUGAUGACGUCACAAAGGGUAGAAAGGACCUGGAUCCGCACGGGCGGUUACGGGCGGUUCAGGGGCGAAUGGGUUAAAGAAUGAAGAUAUUCACCCAAAAUGCUUUUCUUGUUCACUUGCAGACUGUACUUGAAGUGAACAAAAUUUUUGUGCAAUUUCACUGCUUGAGUUUGUAUUGAAAUGACUUGUAUCAAAAUGACUGGUUUUCGUGGAUAACUGAAGUAUUCAGUCUAACCUCCAUGUGUGACCACCUCUUGGUAAGUGACCACCUCCCAUACAUGACCAUCUGUGCAAAACCCAAAAUUUCCCCAGUCAAAGCCCUGUAGUUGGAACCUGUUAUGAAUCACCACCUCCUUUAAGAUCUCUGGAGAUCUUAAAACCAAACCUUUUGUGCCCCCUCCCCCAAUAAGCACAAAUCAACCCAGUCCCUAAAUAGUUAUUAUAACAUAGGAAUGGCUAUGGACAUUGUAUGAAGUCUUACAAGAAGUACAGAUCGUCAAAAUGGACUAAAUUCAAAACUAAACCAAAGAAAACCUCAAAAGUGCUCAACAAAGCACACAAAUUUACAUUAUAUACCUUACUCCCGGGGGUAGGGUACUCCCUAUAAUGGCCUAUACAGGGAGGCUCCACACGAAAGGGUCAUCUUUUUCAGGCUUCUGGUAUAUGAAAGGGUAGGGAUUUCACUAGUUGAAGUAUAUGAAGGGGGUCAUCAUUUCAGUUUCAGGCUUCUGGUACAGAUACAAAUGGGUAAAAGGGAAAAUUUCACUAGUUAGUAUAAAAUGUAGUGGAUUUACUGCAGCUAAAAGGGAUGGAAAGUUCUAAACUAGGUAUGUGAAAAAUUUGUCAAUAGAAAGAAUAUGAAAGGGUACCUCUUCUGCCAAAAAUGGUAUAUUAAAGGGUAAAAGUUCAAACCUUAUAGCACAGUCUCCCCGACUAAACCUUUACUAAGUAACCACCAAACUUAAUUAAACUAUUUCUGUUAGUGUUUUAACAGAAUCUUAUUUCUCAACAAAGAAGUUUUGCUUCUGCCAGCUAAAAGGGAAGAAGCUUUAAGCAUCCUCCUGUGUUUAUACAGCAGAAAUAACCUUUAAGUGUGUUUUUUGUUAUUGUUGUUCUUAUUUGAUAGUGGUGACAUUCUUGUGUUCCUGACUGGUCAAGAUGAAAUUGAGUCUCUGGCCAAGCUGAUCACAGAUUGUGCCCAACACUGUGGAUCGGGUGAGUUCAAUUUGUUACUCCAGGGGAAUUGUUUGGCGGCUCAGGUUUACAAACAUUACUUUUCAGGUGAAGAGAAGCAAAAACUGGAAAUACAUCUGUGUUUGCAGCAAAAGCUACAAUUUAUUAGCUAGAAUUCUAACUUUCUUUGCACCUUUAGAUAAACUUCUCAUUAGGUAAUCUGUAGGGGGGGGGGGAAGGGGAGACAAGCAAGAAAUGUUCUUCCCUAAAUCCCCCUCCCUUCACUUUUUUUUUUUCUCCUUAUCCCUGCUCUAUUGUUUGCAGUUUCAACUCUCCUCACUCUUCCUCUGCUUUCAAAAUCAAAGGUGGUGACUAAAUGCCAGAACACUCACCCAAGAUUAUGUCUAGACUGGCAAGAGUUAACAGUUUACUCAACUGAAGCAUUUCUAAGAUGACACAUAUUCCAUGAUGAGUUUUAUCUUUAAAUGUUGGGAAUAAUGACAAUGAUGAUGACCAUACUGCUGACGAGAGACUGCAUGGCUGGCUAUUGGCUCUUUGGAUUACAUAGUACAUGUAGCCAACAUCUAAAGUUUUGUUGCCGAGUCCUUAAAUUACCACUGCAUAUUUUGUUAGAAGUCUAACACGGUUCUUGUGGUUUUUGUUUUUUAGAGUGUCCUGAGCUCCUGGUGUGCCCAAUGUUUGCUGCUUUGCCGUCACAACAUCAAAUGAAAGUGUUCAUCUCUGCUCCGCUUGGUAAAAGGAAGGUUGUUUUGGCAACAAACAUUGCAGAAACUUCAAUCACUAUACCUGGGGUUAAAUAUGUCAUAGACACGGGAUUUGUCAAAGGGAAAGGUUGGUUUCCUUUUAUGUGCAAAUGACAUGAAAUUUUUAAAACUAAUUUUGGUCCUUACAUAAGUUUAAUUUACAAUUCUGAAAUUUUAAAAUUUGUGUCCCAAAAAUGUUUUUGAAUUUUGGCUAUCCAAAAACUACUUUUUCCCCUUCAGAAAUGUGCCAGAGACUGGGAGUCAUUAAAGGAUCAAAGAAAGGCUUUUUACAUCAUAUGACGCCAGUUGAUUUGCUCAGCCUUCGCUUAAGAUUCUGAUGAGUGCUUUGUGUUUUGUGGAAUUAAGCAACCACCAUGACAAGCCUAGAUAAGCAUAGCUGACCACCGGCAUGUUUACCAUUGUACUUCAACAAAUAAAAUGUAUGUAUGUACUUAGUUUGGUGAUAAUCAUAUUAUUAUUGACAUCUUUUGGCAGCUUUCCAUCCUAAAACUGGUCUUGAUAUGCUGCAAGUACAGCCUGUAUCAAAGGCACAGGCUCGCCAACGCACAGGAAGGGCAGGCCGUGAAACAAGUGGAGUGUGUUAUCGGCUUUACACAGAGGAGCAGUUUGAUGAACUGAAAGAGAUGACAACACCAGAGAUCCAGAGGUGCAACUUAGCAAGCGUUAUUAUACAGCUAAUGGCUCUUGGUAUUUCGGAUGUUCUUCAUUUUGACUUUCUUGAUCGGCCACCUCAAGAUGCUAUAGAGAAUGCUUUGGAGCAGUUAGUUGUGCUUGGCGCCGUGAGAAAAGGAAAUGAUGGCUACCAGGUAUAGAAACUAUGGAUCAUUAUGCAUUUCUGGGAAACUGUCCUCCUACCCCUCCCCUAAGACAACAUUAACACUUACUUCUCACUUAGGGCAAAAUGUUGGCUUAGGGGAGGGGUAGGUGUGCAGUUUCCCAGAAAUGUAUAAUGACCCGAAACUAUUUGGUGAAGGAUAUGUUAUUGCCUUGUCCCUGUAGAGCGUCGUCCCAGGCUUUCUCAGUCGGUGCAUUCCGGUGACGUAUACGAAAACCUCGCUCAGAUCACGUGACCUAAAACGCUUCGGCUACGCGCAAUAAUGAGCCCUAUGGACUAGGCAAGAUAUGUAGUACAAACUUUAGGUUUGGACAAGUCUCAGUUAGUUGAGAAUUUUGUGCCAAGUGAAACGCUUUUGAGGCAACCAAAGCACAGGGAUAAUUUGCGUUUGUGCAGGGGCGGCUUAAAAAGCUCCUGUAAUUCAAUACCCAACCCUAAUCACAACACCUUAAGUUACUGUAUCACCUCCGCACAUGAAAUUUUCAACCCAGUGCAACCAUUGCCGUUUCUAGUUUCCUCUCUCCUCUAAUUAUACAGCUAGAACGUAUUAAUAUAUACAAAACAGACAAUACCAAGCAGUAUUAUGUUAUCACAAACGGAUGCUACAUGUACUGGUCGAUCCAGACCAAACCAGCGCCUAUCUUUUCUACCAGACAGUGGAGGGGAAGGAGGGCUCUUAUCAAGGCCGUUUCGCGUGUUUGUGAGGAUUAACCGCAUUUUUCUUUUAAUGGUUUUUUCUAUAGUUGAUGCCCCUCGGUCAGAAGAUGGCACAGUUUCCACUGGAGCCACGUUUAGCCAAAGUGAUCUUGUCAUCCCAAGAACUUAGCUGCAGCGAGGAAAUCAUCACAAUCGUGGCCUUGCUCUCCGUUGACUCACUAACGUACACACCUCAAAGCAAACGAGAUCAAGCCAUAUCGGUACGUAAGAAGUUUGUUUCUUCAGAAGGUGAUCAGAUGACCCUUCUUAACAUAUACAGAGCUUACAAAGCUGUCAGUGGCAACAAAGAAUGGUGUCAUCAGCAUUUCAUCAACUCACAGACAGUAAAACGGGUCAUGGAUAUUAGAAAGCAGCUGAGAGAGAUAUGCACGCGACUAGACAUUACCUUGACCUCCUGUAAUAAGGAAACUGUGAACAUCCGACAAUGUUUGGCCAGGGGAUUGUUCAUGAACGCUGCUGAGCUUCAGUUUGAUGGUACGUACCAAACUGUGACACAUCGCCAACAGGUUGCAAUUCAUCCAACCUCGUCUCUGUUUGGAUCCAAGCCACAGUACGUUGUCUACAAUGAACUAGUGCACACAUCAAAGUGUUAUAUGCGCGAUGUGUGUAUAGUUGAUCCUUCCUGGCUGCGCGAAGCUGCACCAACGUACUUUAAAGAGCACAGACUACAUUCUCAACCCACAUCGGUUCGCUCUUAA